AUGUCAGACAAACCAAAUAUCCCUGCUCCUAAUUCCUUGGUCAAAUAUGCAAGUGCCACUUUGGUUUCUACUUCUGGAAAGCCCAUCAAAGAUAAAAAGAAAGGAAGAGAUGCUGCUCCUUAGUCAAUUACUAAUGCAUAAACAGAAGAUAUAUUGAAUUCAAUUCUUCCUCCUAGAGAAUACACAAUGGAGAAAUAAUAAUUAUGGAUUCAAUGUGUUUCUUCCACUCCAGCGAAAAGAGAAGAUGUUAUUUUGCUUUAAGAAAAUUUAGAUAAAAAAUUGCAAUAAAGAUAAGCCAGAGAAACUGGUAUAUGUCCUAUUCGAGAGGAAUUAUAUGCUUAAUGUUUUGAUGAACUUAUAAGACAAAUUACAAUAAAUUGUGCUGAAAGGGGACUUCUCUUAGUUAGGGUCAGGGAUGAAAUUAGACAGACAAUUCAAGCUUAUUAAACUUUGUAUGAGAGUUCUAUUGCUUUUGGAAUGAGAAAAGCCUUACAAGCCGAACAAAGAAAAACUGAUUAUAACAAUAAAAUAAAGUAAUUAGAAACUGAAUGUCAAGAUUUAUCGAAACAGGUGGAGAAAAUAGAGAGCACUAUUGAAGAUAUGUAAAGACAAGAUUAAGAACAAUAAGAACAUGAAGAAGCUAAACAUAGAGAUCAAGUCAAUUUCUUAAAAAAUGCAAACAAAGUAUACAAAGAAGAAUUAGAGAAAUUCCUUACAGGUGCUAAUGUUAAAAAAUGAUUAAUAUAAUAUUAAAUAGUCGAUUUUAUAUUUUUAAUCUUUAAGAAA
Paramecium tetraurelia is the source of this 786-nucleotide messenger RNA. RefSeq lists its product as uncharacterized. The record is from RefSeq and is a predicted model, not a curated record. Gene Ontology annotation, cellular component: axoneme. Gene Ontology annotation, molecular function: dynein heavy chain binding. The transcript is spliced from 5 exons. Lineage: Eukaryota; Ciliophora; Oligohymenophorea; Peniculida; Parameciidae.